UCAACUCCUACAGUAUAGUUUUUAAACCUGAUCAGUGAGCCAGACCACCGGUGAACAUGUCUGUGAAGAUCCUCUCCAUCACUCUCCUCCUGCUCUCACUGUGUGUGAGCUGCCACUCCUCUGAAGAUUCAGCUGGUCGUGGAAAAAGACGUCCGUGCUGCGUUGACGUCACCAACAUGGAUAAGAGCGCCGAGGUGGUGGGGGAAACAUAUCGUGAGCAGGCUGCAAGACCACCCUGUGUGGAGGCUGUAAUUUUCAACACAAAAACAGGACAGCUUUGUGCUGAUCCAAACGCUCAGUGGGUCAAGGAUCUCACCGCCAAAAUGACGAAGGUGUGAGGCAUAAAGUCUGUGGUGAAGCAUCGCUGCCUGUCUGCUACAUCAGUGUUUUCUUUAGCCUCACCUUUAAAGUCUCAUUCAUACCAGAGUGCUUUCUUAUUGUAACUUUAUUAUGACCUUUUUCACAUUAGUAGAUUAGGAUUUUAACUCUUACCUGUAGAG
Molecule: messenger RNA, 500 nt
Organism: Pelmatolapia mariae (spotted tilapia)
Lineage: Eukaryota; Metazoa; Chordata; Actinopteri; Cichliformes; Cichlidae
Product: C-C motif chemokine 2-like
Exons: 4
Coding region: 57-338 (93 amino acids)
Biological process (GO): immune response
Cellular component (GO): extracellular region
Molecular function (GO): chemokine activity
Source: RefSeq, a predicted model, not a curated record